GCCAGGUGAUGUGGUGUGAUGAGAAUGGUGCCGUACAAGACGCCAUGGACCUUCGCACUCUGCACGCAACCGCUUCCGAACUGAACGAGGACAACCCGACCGAUUCUCUCAGUGCCAGUGUGUGAUUUAGUGACUAGGAUAUUUUCAGCGCCAGUUUCCUCGACACGCUGCACUUGCCGCAUGAUGUCGCUUCUAAGUGUCACAGUAAAAAAGGCUCGCUACGUUGGAGCUCAAGCAUCGCAAUUCAACACAUACGUAACUUUGAAACUACAGAACGUCAAGUCAACUACUGUGACCGUAAAAGGAGCGACACCAUGCUGGGAACAGGAUUUUCUAUUCGAAACAAACGAUGUGAAUACUGGUCUGCUGAUCGAGGUGUGGAGCAAAGGAAUGAUUUGGGACCGUGCCCUCGGAUAUCACUGGAUCCCGCUCCAGACCGUUCAAUAUUCCAACGACGAAGGAAAGGGUCAGUGGCUGAGUCUGGAGGCGGAACUGGUGAUGAGAGAUGGCGAGGUCGUGGGCACCAAGAUGCCGACCGGGCAUUCCCUUCUGGUAGACUGUCGCUUCGAGUUGCCCUUCGAUCCGGAAAAUAUAGAGGCGUCCGACCUACAGCGGAAACUGGAGAUGCUGAACAACAUUAUGGACCAGGAGGCCCGGGCGGAACAGGCACGCAGACAGAUGCAGUAUUUCGGCCAUUCGGGGUACUCGGAGGACAGCGACUACACGUCCGACCUGAACUACCCUGUGGGUCAACACCCCAACUCGUCUGCAUCCCAAUUUCGCACUGCUGCCCACCAGAUCCAUACGCCACAACGGUCGUUGGAAACGUCGCGCGAGAAUUCGUACGAACGCGACGAUGCUGGCCCGCAUCACCACCAUCACCAGCUGACCGCCCAGACCCACACUAAUCAGCACCACCUCAGUCCCGGCACGCACAGGCACCGCCACCAUCAGCGAUACUCUCCGAACACGGAUGAAUACGGCAAUUACGAUAAUACGCAAACGGGGCAAAAUUCCAGGAUGCAAUAUCAAGAUAGCACCGGGGACUCGGAGCCUCUAUUCUAUAAUAGCAGGCCGCGUACUAGGCCAGAUUAUUCCAGCAGGCGCAGAAAAUAUGCAUCUGAAACGAGUGAAAGGUAA
Molecule: messenger RNA, 1140 nt
Organism: Aethina tumida (small hive beetle)
Lineage: Eukaryota; Metazoa; Arthropoda; Insecta; Coleoptera; Nitidulidae
Product: phorbol ester/diacylglycerol-binding protein unc-13
Exons: 9
Coding region: 181-1140 (319 amino acids)
Biological process (GO): presynaptic dense core vesicle exocytosis; synaptic vesicle maturation; synaptic vesicle priming
Cellular component (GO): synaptic vesicle membrane; plasma membrane; presynaptic membrane
Molecular function (GO): syntaxin-1 binding; calmodulin binding; diacylglycerol binding
Source: RefSeq, a predicted model, not a curated record